This is a messenger RNA of Kalmanozyma brasiliensis GHG001, 1857 nucleotides long. RefSeq lists its product as uncharacterized. NCBI's taxonomy places the organism in Eukaryota, Fungi, Basidiomycota, Ustilaginomycetes, Ustilaginales. Bases 1 to 1857 code for a protein of 618 amino acids. The transcript has a single exon. The record is from RefSeq and is a predicted model, not a curated record.
AUGGACAACGCUUUGCAGUCACUCACCAACACGCUCGACGCCAUCAACUCGCGUCAGGCCGCUGCACGCAAGCGAGCCCGAAAGGGCGCCGACGCUACUCCCUUCACCUCGGCCGUCUUGAACCGCGAGCGUCUCGAAAUCUAUACCUACAUUCGCGAUGCAGACGCUCAGACCGAGGCCAACCUCUUUUGGUACCCUCCCGUCCCGCAAGCCGCUUCCAGCUCUCGUGCCGGUCCAAGCUCCUCUAAUCACAGGGCCGCUCAUGACGCUUCCGUCCGCGCAAACGGCGCCGUCGACGCCAAUGAUGCCGACCUCCUGCUGGCCCCGCGUUUGCCAGAGCCCAGACACAUCGCUCCUCCUACUCCCUUGCGCAACAACAACGUCGCUUCCAACAAGCAGUCCUUCCAGAAUCAGAACGAUCAGAGCGUCGACCCUCGAGUUCUGCUGCUCGCUGCCCAGCGUCUCAACGACACCUGCGGCAAGGGUUCCAGGACCCGCAAGCAUAUCAAAGGGCUCCUCAAGACGCACGCUGGCUACAUCCAGGACAUCAAGAGCUACGAGCAGCAGAUUCGUCAAUGGGAAGCCCAGCUCCGCGCUACUGCUGAGGGCAAGCCUAUCAGUCAGUUCUCGUCUAUAGAGACCGACACUACGCCGGCGGCGAGCACCACUUCUGCCAACGAGCAACUCAACGCCGAUCUCGCAGCAGUGCAGGACAGUAUCAAGAAGGAAGAACUUGAAAUUCUCGCUCUCGGCGAGAUGCUCAAGGAGCUUCGCGAUGCGCGUACCGCCUGGCAAAAGCAGGAGCUCGACCGUCAGCAAAGGGCUGAAGCUGCCGCUGAGGACAGCAGGAUGCAACAACGAGAGCAGACUCCUCCGCGAGCAGCCCCCCGCGCUUCCCUGGCCAGGGCUCAACAAGCGGAUGCUUUCGCGCAGCCAUCCGCUCACCACGCCGAGGCCGUCGCUGACGAAGAGGAAGACGACUUGGUCAACAGCACGAUGGAUGUUACGCAACAGUCGGCAGGCGAAGACAUUGAGGACGAAGAGGAAGAGGUGCAGCACUUGGCUUACAGCACAGGACCCUAUGCUCAGAACGAUGAGCAGCACGAGGCUGAGAUCUCCGUUUCGAGAUCGCAGCAAGCCAUCUCUGCCUCGCACUCCUUUGCCGAUCCCGCUGAUCUGACCAUCCAGCGACCUCGCGAGCACGAAUCUUACGACAGCCACCACGAACUCGCGGACACAUCUGCAGCUAUCGACCCCGCUCCCGUUGCUGACCACCAGGCCUCACCGCCGAGGCAGUCCUCGCACCUACUGGCCACCAACAGCGAAAGUUCCGAAGAGCUUGAAAGGGCUACAGAAAAGGUCUGGGAAGUCUUUGGAGAGGCGCUUCGAUCCGUCGCUCCCGAACGCGAGAGCGCCGACUACUACGACACGCUCGAUGUGCUGAAGUUGCUCAUGAGUGGCGGCGACAAGUUCAACGCUGGUGACUACUCGGUCGGUUCUGUCCAGACUUCGUCCACCUUCUCGUCCGCUGCGAGUGAGGCAUCCGCAGCCGUCGCGGCUCAGCUCACUCCUGAAGUGCUCAUGACGGCCUUUGUCAUCUUCCAAAUGCUCGUCUCGGAUGAGCCGCACCGCAUGAACAUCGACGAACUCAAGCUGCGCGGCCACGAAUGGUGGUCCACCGCGGGUAUGCAGGUCUGGCUCCACGCCCAGUCUCACGACGACACGGACGUCCCUGCUCGUGUUGAGGCGUUCGAGGACGGUCAGAACUUGGCGCGAAAGGCAACCUACGGCAUGAUCUCGAAGCAGCUCUUUGCCAUCAAGCGACAGAAGGGCGUUGGCCUCGUUGGCUUUGCUUGA